Molecule: messenger RNA, 2872 nt
Organism: Uranotaenia lowii
Lineage: Eukaryota; Metazoa; Arthropoda; Insecta; Diptera; Culicidae
Product: short-chain dehydrogenase/reductase family 16C member 6
Exons: 9
Coding region: 1066-2166 (366 amino acids)
Cellular component (GO): lipid droplet
Molecular function (GO): oxidoreductase activity, acting on the CH-OH group of donors, NAD or NADP as acceptor
Source: RefSeq, a predicted model, not a curated record
GUUGUUGUGCCGUGGUGGCUGUUCAUUCGAAUCCUGACCGCGGUUGCGAGCGCUUGGCGUUUGGUAGUGUUUCUGGUGAGCUUACCUCGUCGUUUACACCGGUUCUUCCUCUGGCUGGAAUUUGUUGACGUUCUGGAUACGCGGGCUCAAGAUUUUCUUUAGUUUAUUAAAUUAGCACGAAACUGGUGGUUGUGUGAUAUCCGAGUGGUUAUCUAAUACAGGGUUUAUUUUCUGCUCUUUCUUCCAUACCUGUGCUGUUCCACGCAAACAGGAAGCGCACGCGGUGGUGCAGUUUGACAUGGUGGUAAUCGUCUGCAGCAGAAGAGUGGCGUCGAUUGCUCAGUGCGGUUGAAGUUCCUAGCCGGAAAACGUUAGACGUGAAAAAACAGAAAGAGGUAACGACUUCUGUGGGGGAGUUAGGGAGCCUUUGGUGUUGCUAGAAGUGAAAUGUGGAAGCAAAUGUUGCAGUAAAACGCCUUGAGGUGAUCGUUUGCGUUUUCCACCUUUCCAGGGCAGCAUUACUCGACUGUGGCGAACCUACUAGAAGAAGUGCGCUAAAGUCUUCUGAAACUAGUGCUAGUGAAGUUCGGUUCAAACCAAAGGCGAAGCAAGGAAAACUAGUUUUCCAACAGCGACCUCGUUCAGACUUGGCCAGGUCUCGAGCAACUACUCCAAGGGAGCGAAAAAAAAAGUGCAAUUGAGAAAAAAGUAUCUACCAUCCUAAUACGUAAUCCAUCUAAUGCUGUGCAUUGCGCGGCCUCCAAGUCGUGUGUCGAGUCGAGUGUUGCCUUACCCCUACAACAGCUCUGAGCAGAGAGCUCUGCAAUAACGAGGCCGAACGUGUGCUGUUGGCAAUUACCUGGCUCUGCUUGCCUGCCUGCCUGCCUUAGUUCAGAGUGUGUUGUGGUACAAGAAUUGUGCAAAAUAAAAAAAAAUUGAAGAAAAAAUUCAUAUAGCAACUCGAAGAGCACCUUAAUCAUUUGAGGCAAGACCGCGCGGUAGCUUAUUUUGUAAGCUUAAGAAACGAAUCAAACCGAAAGAAGAAAAAAAAAUCAAUCACCAACGAUGCUUGCGUCCAACGGAAAGCCGUUUUCGUUCGAUAAGUCCGAGAUCAAUCCGGCCCGGAAGAAGCAAUCCGUCAAGCACACGGUGCUGGACGUGAUAAUCUUUCUGCUCACGUCCCUCGGAUAUAUCAUUCAGGCGGUCUACUACACCCUCUUUGGAAAGCCGAAGAAAGAUCUCAACGGGGAGCUGGCCCUCGUCACCGGAGGCGGAGGCGGUCUCGGGCGGCUGCUAGCCCUCCGGUUAACCAAACUGGGCGCCAAGGUCAUCGUGUGGGACAUCAACCAGGCCGGUAUCGAUGAGACGGUCAAAAUUGUCAAAUCGUUGGGUGGCUUCUGCAAAGGCUACAAGGUGGACAUUUCUAACAAAGAACAGGUCUACAAGUUUGCCGACCUAAUGCGAGAGGAAGUGGGUGAUGUAUCGCUUCUGUUCAACAACGCUGGCGUUGUUUCCGGCAGAGCACUACUGGACACUCCGGACCAGCUGAUCGAGCGAUCGUUCAACGUGAACAUAUUGGCACACUUUUGGACCACCAAAGCUUUCCUGCCAUCGAUGCUGGAACGGGACCACGGACACAUCAUCACCAUCGCUUCCUUGGCGGGUCACGUCGGAAUUUCCAAACUGGUCGACUAUUGUUCGAGCAAAUUUGCCGCGGUGGGUUUCGAUGAAGCACUUCGGAUAGAGCUGGAAUAUAUGGGUGCAAAUGGAGUUUUCACCACCGUGAUCUGCCCCUUCUUCAUUCAGGCUACCGGAAUGUUCGACGAUGUAAACUCGAGAUGGGUACCAACGCUUGAUUCCAACGAUGUGGCCGACCAAAUCAUUGAGGCAGUUCAGAAAAAUGAGAAAUAUAUCAUUGUUCCGGGCUAUCUUCGUGCGAUGCUGGCAGUAAAAUGGAUCUUCCCAUGGGGUUGCAACUCUGGGUUCCUUCGCCGGAUAGUCCCGGAUGCUACUCCGCAGCACGUAGUCACCCCGGUUCAAACCCCAAAGGGACUGCAAAUGAAUGGAACCGCCCACCCACUGGAUCAAGCCUCAUCGGACAACAACAACGUGAAAAGUUCCCCGCUCCUAGUGCAUCGACUGUCCACCGGAGAACGAGUUCUGUAAAAAAAGAGAACUUCCGGUUGCAAGCUUAACCGGGACUACGGGCAGCUACAAAACGAUACCCUACAUAGUUUAUACGAAAAACUUUUAAUAUUGCCCAAGAAAACCGACAGGACUGAAAACGAGAUAAUAAUGUUAAUACGACACUGGGUUCUCAUUUCAUCGGCCUUUUCGCUUCGAGAAGUAACAUACAACUUAAAGGAAUGUAAUGGAUUGUGAUUAAACAAGAAAAAAAACAAGAUAAACGACAAGGGGAAGCAAACGAAAGGCUUAGAAGAUUUACUUACUAUGUGAUUAUGAAAAAAAAAACAUUAGACGUUAAAAAGUAAUGCUGGAUCAUUCCUAUAGUUUGUGGGGAUUUUUAGGAUUAAGGUGUCAUCUAGUUGUUAGUCGGUAAGCGCAUCAUUGAGGAAUCUGUAUUUUGAAACCUUGAAGAAACACAACCAACACGAAUAUCUUGCCCCAGUCUGAAGGACCAAACUAAACUAAACCGCAACAAAUUGCUACACAGCGCAGAUUUCAAUUCACCGAGCAUGUUUUCGAAAUUUUUACACAUAGUUCAAUCAACGGCUGUUCUCAUAUAGCGGAAAAAUCACGGUUUUUACAAAUUCAACAUCUGCAAACAUCACUCAUCAAUUAUCAUCACAACAAAAACAGAACUGUGACUUUAAGCAGUACAUCAGUAAAGAUUCACAUUUUAAGAAUUAAA